ACGUUAGAGAUGGGCGGGGAAUAAGCCGGGAGGUUUGAAUUCGGAGUGAGUGGGCUGGAAUAAGCGGCACAAAGUGGCGGAGGGGCGAUAGUGACCUUCUGUUUGUGGAGCUGAUCGUCAGCAUGUCUUUUCCUAAGGCGCCCUUGAAACGAUUCAAUGACCCUUCCGGUUGUGCACCAUCUCCAGGUGCUUAUGAUGUUAAGACUUCAGAAGUAUUGAAAGGACCAGUAUCCUUUGAGAAAUCACAAAGAUUUAAAAAACAAAAAGAAUCUCAACAAAAUCUUAAUGUUGACAAAGAUGCUGCCCUGCCUGCUUCAGCAAGAAAAGUUAAGACUUUGGGAUUAAAGAGGGAAUCUCAAAAGAAUGAUAAAGAUUUGAAGAUAUUAGAAAAAGAGAUUCGUGUUCUUGUGCAAGAACGUGGUGCUCAGGACAAGCGAAUCCAGGAUCUGGAAGCUGAAUUGGAAAAAAUGGAGGCCAAGCUAAAUGCUGCAGUCAGGGAGAAAACAUCUCUCUCUGCAAGUAAUGCUUCACUAGAAAAACAGCUUAUUGAGUUAACCAGGACUAAUGAACUGCUAAAAUCAAAGUUUUCUGAAGAUAAUAACCAGAAGACUAUGAGACUUCUAAGCCUUGAGUUAAUGAAACUUAGAAACAAAAGAGAAACGAAGAUAAGGAGUAUGAUGGCUAAACAGGAAGGCAUGGAGGUGAAGCUACAGGUCACUCAGAAGAAUCUUGAGGAGUCUCAGGGGAAAAUAGCACAACUUGAGGGGAAACUUGUUUCAAUAGAGAAGGAAAAGAUUGACGAAAAAUCCGAAACAGAAAAACUCUUAGAAUACAUCGAAGAAAUUAGUUGUGCAUCAGAUCAAGUGGAAAAAUACAAGCUGGAUAUUGCCCAGUUAGAAGAAGAUUUGAAAGAGAAGAAUCAUGAAGUUAUAAGCCUUAAGCAGUCUCUUGAGGAAAAUGUUGUUUUACUUUCUAAACAAGUAGAAGACCUGAAUGCUAAGUGUCAGCUGCUCGAGAAAGAAAAAGAAGACCUUGUCGAGAGGGAUAGAGUACGGAAUGAAACUCUAAAUUCUGAAAUGCAAAACUUAAAGGAGAAACUUACUCUUGAAAAACAGGAACAUGAAAAACUACAACAAAAAGAAUUACAGAUUGAUUCACUUCUGCAACAAGAGAAGGAAUUGUCCUCCAGUCUUCAAGAGAAGCUCUGUUCUUUUCAAGAGGAAAUGAUGAAAGAGAGGAAUCUCUUUGAGGAAGAAUUAAAGCAAGCACUGGAUGAACUAGAUAAAUUACAGCAAAAGGAGGAACAAUCUGAAAGGCUAGUCAGACAGUUGGAAGAAGAAACAAAAUCUCGAGCUGAAGAACUGAAACUCCUAGAAGAAAAGCUGAGAGGGAAAGAAGCUGAACUGGAAAAAAUUAAUGCUACUCACAGUCAGACUACCCUGCUUUUACAGGAGAAGUAUGAUAGUACAGUGCAAAACCUUGGAGACGUUACUGCUCAGUUUGAAAGUUAUAAAGCAUUAACAGCUAGUGAGAUAGAAGAUCUUAAGCUGGAGAAUUCAUCACUUCAGGAAAAAGUGGCCAAGGCCGAGAAAAGUGCAGAGGACAUUCAUCAUCAGAUAUUGGCAACUGAGAAUGCAAAUCAGGAAUAUGCAAGGAUGCUUCUAGAUCUGCAGACCAAGUCAGCACUUAAAGAAGCAGAAAUCAAAGAAAUCACAAUCUCGUCUCUUAAAACAAUAACUGAUUUGCAGAACCAACUCAAGCAACAAGGUGAAGAGUUCAAGAAACAACUUGAAGAGGAAGAAGCAAGAAAAGCUGGAAAAGAAAACACAGUGGCAGAGUUAACUGAGGAAAUGAAUAAGUGGCGUCUCCUUUAUGAAGAACUAUAUAAUAAAACAAAACCUUUUCAGCUACAACUGGAUGCAUUUGAAGCAGAGAAACAGGCUUUGUUGAAUGAACAUGGUGCAGCUCAGGAACAACUAAAUAAACUAAGAGAUUCAUAUGCUAAAUUACUGGGUCAUCAAAAUCUAAAGCAAAAAAUCAAGCAUGUUGUGAAACUGAAAGAUGAAAACAGCCAACUCAAAUCGGAGGUGUCAAAACUCCGCUCUCAGCUUGCUAAAAGAAAACAAAAUGAGACAAAACUUCAGGAGGAAUUGAAUAAAGUUCUUGGUAUCAAACAUUUUGAUCCUUCAAAGGCUUUUCUUCAUGAAAGCAAAGAAAAUUUUCCUCUCAAAACACCAUUGAAAGAAGGCAAUACAAACUGCUCUUGAGCUCCUAUGGACUUUUAAGAAUGAUGCAAGUAAACAUCAGAAAGACCUGUUAAAAAUUAUUUUAUUCUUACUAUUUUUAUUAUUGUUAUUGCUUUUGUUGCUGUUACUAUGUUUUUAACGAAUGUUUUUAAUGUAUUUAAUGUUAACUUCCUAUUUUUAAGUAUGUGAAGGGAAGUUCAAUAUUUACCAGCAUGACUUCUGAUAUUUUAUUUUGUAUUGUCUGUACCUCCUCCUCGAUGCUUACCUUUAUCACCUUAUCCUACACCUUCUCACAGGCUUUCCAACUUACAACUCAUCCCAUCCAAUCAACAUUCCUUUAAAAAAUUUUC
Messenger RNA from Mustela erminea (ermine), 2596 nucleotides. It is a transcript of the gene HMMR, whose product is annotated as hyaluronan mediated motility receptor. Bases 123 to 2267 code for a protein of 714 amino acids. Gene Ontology annotation, molecular function: hyaluronic acid binding. NCBI's taxonomy places the organism in Eukaryota, Metazoa, Chordata, Mammalia, Carnivora, Mustelidae. Gene Ontology annotation, cellular component: membrane. The record is from RefSeq and is a predicted model, not a curated record. The transcript is spliced from 18 exons.